Molecule: messenger RNA, 1792 nt
Organism: Osmerus eperlanus (European smelt)
Lineage: Eukaryota; Metazoa; Chordata; Actinopteri; Osmeriformes; Osmeridae
Gene: tmem38a
Product: transmembrane protein 38A
Exons: 6
Coding region: 333-1208 (291 amino acids)
Biological process (GO): potassium ion transmembrane transport
Cellular component (GO): membrane
Molecular function (GO): potassium channel activity; identical protein binding
Source: RefSeq, a predicted model, not a curated record
ACACCUUUGUUAUAUUUAAUGAAAUAUUGGUGAAAUAUAGUUUCCCACUGUCAUGGUAAAUUAAUGAUUUGAAACUGGACACUUUUCCGACUGCAUGUGAAGAGUCGGUUGACGAGCUUAAUGGAUCGGACAAAGAGCAGUUGGCACAGAAAAAACGCUCGGACGAGAACAAAUUAUAAGGGUGUGCAGAUGAGGUGUAUUAAUAGGAAGGCUAGAGUGUCAGAGUUUUUACUCGUGAAGACAGGGGACGUCGUGGCGAGUCGCUGGGAAAGGGCCAUUCUAAUUGCGCAGUGUCAAUAAAAUACAUGCGGUAGUAUUCUAAAUCUUGAAACAUGGACGUGUUGGAAGGCCUGCAUCUGGGCGAUUUAGCCCAAUCUUUUUCUAAAAUGGGAAUGUUUCCAGUUUUUGAUGUUGCUUAUUACAUCGUAUCCAUACUCUACCUCAAGUAUGAACCAGGUUCAGUGGAGGUGUCUCGCAGGAGCCCUGUGGUCUCUUGGCUCUGUGCUAUGCUCUACUGCUUUGGUAGCUACAUCUUAGCCGACAUCAUGCUUGGAGGCUGUCCCCUCGACUACUUCCAACACAACAGUCACAUCCUUCUUGCCUCAUUUGUCUGGUACCUCAUCUUUUACUGCCCAUUGAACCUCUUUUACAAAUGUGUGGCUUUCCUGCCUGUCAAACUGGUGUUGGUGGCACUGAAGGAAGUGGUUCGCACUCGUAAGAUUGCAGCAGGUGUGCACCAUGCCCAUCAUGCUUACCACCACGGCUGGAUCAUCAUGGUGAUUACAGGCUAUGUAAAAGGGUCAGGAGUGGCUCUCAUGUCAAAUUUUGAGCAACUGCUGCGUGGUGUGUGGAAGCCUGAAACCAAUGAAAUCCUGAACAUGUCAUUCCCUACUAAAGCCAGCCUGUAUGGAGCCAUUCUGUUCACACUGGAAGAGACAAACUUGCUUCCUGUGUCCAAGGCCACCCUUAUCUGUGCAUUCACUCUCUUCAUGGCUGGUUCCAAGGUGUUCAUGACAGCCCGCCAUUCCCAUGGCUCUCCCUUCGCCCUCAUCGAGUCCUGGGUCUGCUACCUGCUCUUUGGCUCCGCCCUGGGUGGCGCUGAGGAGGAUCACCACGCUCCGGCCCCUCCCCCUCCUUCCUCGCCAGUCAAAUCCAAGGAGGAGCUGAGUGAAGGCACCCGCAAGAGGAAGUCCAAGAAAGCAGAGUAGAGCUCCGAGUCUACUACUGGAAAAGGGGGCUCAGGUCCCCCCACACCAUCCACAAACUGCAUCUGAAGUCCCCACAUGGUCCAGCAAUCUUUUUAGAUAAGAUGGGGGUCUCCCAUUCCUUGCUGGGGAAAGGGGCCGUUUGACAUCCAUCAAACAAGGCCCUUUCUACUGAGGAAAAUGGUGCUUUUAUAUAUUACUUUGUAAGGGUAUUCUGUAAAUAGAUCACCAAUGUUUCAAACUUAAGAUUUCAACCCCCACCAGUACGUAUCUCAUUAUUUAUUUAUGUAUUUAUUUUUCCUCAAUAGAUAUCUGUUACCGGGUGCAACAGCAUGUGGUGAACAAUGUGAACAACUAGGAGUUACUUAAUUGCUUUAGGAAGGCCUCUGUUCAAAAAGUGCUUUUGCUUCCAGUAGUCAGUGGCUUUGGUUUAUACCCAUUAAAACUUGCGACAGUAUAACAUUAAGCACAAAAGGGCAAUCAGACAAUGCAAUGUGAAUCAAGCAAUAUAUGUGAAGGAACCAUAGCUGCUUUUUACAUGAAACUUUAUAGAAAUCAAAUCUUUUAAUAAAGGCGAAACAAAAUUG